CCCAGGAAGAUGGUGGCCCUGACGGCGGAGCAAUUUUCCGCACUGCAGAGCCUGCUAAAGGCCUCUUCGAAAGAUGUUGUCAGACAACUGUGUCAAGAGGGCUUUUCCACUUCAGCCCUUGGCUCAAAAAAACUCUUGGAUAUUACGUGUUCCAACUUGUCUGUGACCCAGAAGGAAGCAGAGCAACUGCUUCAGGCUCUACACUGCCUCACUAGGCUGGUGGUAUUCCGUGACCUGUUCUCCGCCGAGGCGAUUCUGGCUCUCUUUCCAGAAAAUUUCCACCAAAACCUCAAAAAUCUGCUGACAAAAAUCAUCCUAGAACACGUAUUUACCUGGAGAACUGAAGCCCAAGCACAUCAGAUCUCUCUGCCACGCCUGGUCGACCUGGAUUGGAGAGUGGAUAUCAAAACCGCCUCAGACAGCAUCAGCCGCAUGGCCGUCCCCACCUGCUUGCUCCUGAUGAAGAUCCAGGAAGAUCCCAGUCCGUGUGGAGACAAACCCUCCACCUCUGCUGUCACCAUGGAGCUGAGCAAAGAAACUCUGGACACCAUGUUAGAUGGGCUGGGCCGCAUCAGAGACCAGCUUUCUGCUGUGGCCAGUAAAUGACAUGACCAACUAAUUGCCAGUACCCACCGCUGUGCCCCAGCUGCUUGUGAGCAAUGAAGCACCUCCCAGCGUGCAGGCUGCCCUUGAAGCUGUAGCUAACAGUAGGCAGGACACUGGUGAGCAGAAGCUCCCACCUUUGAAAGGCUGCUGUGUAUAACAUAAUUACCACCAAGGCACUGUG
Messenger RNA from Carlito syrichta (Philippine tarsier), 787 nucleotides. Its product is annotated as COMM domain-containing protein 9-like. The coding region runs from base 10 to 606 and encodes 198 amino acids. The transcript has 2 exons. Lineage: Eukaryota; Metazoa; Chordata; Mammalia; Primates; Tarsiidae. The record is from RefSeq and is a predicted model, not a curated record.